AACGCUUCUUUCAACAGCAACAGUAAGUUAUCCACCUCGGUAGCUUGCUAGACAAAAAAGCUGAACCAGUAAAGCUCUUUAGACGCUUUCGUGUUUAUUAGCCACUGUAUUUUAAACACACUUCUUUUGUCUAGUUAGUUAUCCGAUUUAAUUUAAUAUUUACGGCGUUGUUGUUAUUAGUCAGCUAGCAGUCUGGUUAAGUUAGCAUUAGCAUAGCUAACAUCCGCGACCAUGCGGUCACUAAGCUACUCUCCUUCUGCUAAAGAAGAGGUGGAUAUCACAGUAAAACAAGAAGUAGAGGCCGUUACUGUGAAAGAAGAGGAAGACGCGUUCAGAGUGAAAAAGGAGGAGGAUGUUACAGUAAAACGAGAGGAGGAUGCAGUUUAUAGAGUGAAAGAGGAGGAGAGAGAGAUGACUGUUACAUCGAAAAAGGAGGAAGAAGAGGAACCUGGAUAUCUGGGCCCGGUUUUCCGAAUGCAUCUUAAGGCAUCCAAUGGUUCUAAUGAUGAAUUUAGCCAAAAUGUGAUUUUGAGAAACCGUAACCUGACUAACACUAGAGAGAGACGUGACUAUCGUGGAUCCUCUGGGGAGCCUCAACAACCUCAUGAUGCUGAGGAGACAGAGAAGAGUCUCUCCAGAUCAGAACACCUCAAUAAACACCCGGGAACACUCUACUAUGCACGUCAGCCCCCGUUCUGCAGGCGUUGUAUGGCCUACGGCCAUAUCCUGGGCUCGUGCACCGCCAAGAAAUGUCGUUUUUGUGGGUCGGAAGAGCACGAGGCCAAGGAGUGUGACGAGCCCAAGGCUUGCCACGGGUGUGGCUCAAGAGCACACCUGUGGCGUGAUUGCCCGGCUCGUCACAGGUCAUACGCGUCUGCAGCUGGGGGGGGAGCGGGGGAUGGGGGGAGGAAAGAAAGGACGCGUGCGGAUUACAUGGAUGGCACAGGGGAAAAGACGGCGCAGGAAGAAGAUGGGAAGAAGGAUGAGGGGGAGAUGACCCCAGGGCCAGACCCUGGUCUCUACACAGAGUACUGUUUUUACAGCGGACACUGUCUGCUGUAA
Oncorhynchus mykiss (rainbow trout) is the source of this 1062-nucleotide messenger RNA. The record is from RefSeq and is a predicted model, not a curated record. NCBI's taxonomy places the organism in Eukaryota, Metazoa, Chordata, Actinopteri, Salmoniformes, Salmonidae.